CUGGCGCCCGCUGCAGCAGUCCUGAAUAUUUGCUACAGCACAGAAAGCCUGUCAGUCAAAAGCCAUCUCCAUGGUGAUGAAGUCAUCGAUAGAGGAGGAUGAGGGAGGGUGGGCUCUUGGGAUCCCGGAGAAGAUGCAAAAUAAUGCCAACUGGGUGGACGUCACCCAAGAUUUCAAAGGAGCCUGUAAAGAACUCAAACUGGGCGAGUUGCUCCAUGACAAACUGUUUGGUCUGUUCGAGGCGAUGUCAGCCAUUGAGAUGAUGGAUCCAAAGAUGGAUGCUGGAAUGAUCGGAAACCAAGUGAACCGGAAAGUUCUCAAUUUUGAACAAGCUGUAAAGGAUGAGGCUAUAAGAGUGAAAGAUCUGAGUUUACCUGAGCUAGUCGGCAUCAUGGACACUUGUUUCUGUUGUCUGAUCACAUGGCUGGAGGGGCAUUCUCUUGCUCAGACUGUGUUUACCUGUCUGUAUGUUCAUAAUCCUGAUCUGAUACAAGAUCCCGCUCUCAAAGCCUUCGCUCUGGGCAUCCUUAAAAUCUGUGAUAUCGCCCGUGAAAAAGUCAACAAAGCCGCUGUGUUUGAAGAGGAAGAUUUCCAGGCGAUGACAUAUGGCUUCAAAAUGGCAAACAGUGUGACAGAUCUGAGAGUGACAGGAAUGCUGAAGGAUGUUGAGGAUGAACUUCAGAGGAAAGUAAAGAGUACACGCAGUCGACAGGGUGAACAGCGUGAUCCUGAGGUGGAACUAGAUCAUCAGCAGUGUUUGGCUUUGUUCAGUCGGGUUAAGUUCACUCGUCUGCUGCUCAGUGCGCUUAUCUCCUUUACUAAAAAAGAGACGAGUGCUGUGAGUGAAGCACAGAAGCUGAUGACUCAAGCUGCUGACUUACUGUCCGCCAUACACUCCACCAUACAGUAUGGCAUACAGUCACAGAACGACACAACCAAAGGAGAUCACCCAAUCAUGAUGGGGUUUGAGCCGUUGGUUAACCAGCGCCUGCUUCCGCCCACUUUCCCCCGCUAUGCCAAGAUCAUCAAGAGAGAGGAGAUGGUCAACUACUUCAGCAAACUCAUUGAGCGCAUUAAGACUGUCUGCGAGGUCAUCAACAUAACCAACCUGCACAGCAUCCUGGAUUUCUUCUGUGAGUUCAGUGAGCAGUCUCCAUGUGUGCUGUCUAGAUCUCUGCUGCAGAACACGUUUCUGAUUGACAAUAAGAAGGUAAUCGGGACUCAUCUGAUGCAGGAUAUGAUUAAAGAUGCUCUGCGAUAUUUUGUCAGUCCUCCUGUCCUGUCCACAAAAUGCAGUUUGAAUAAUAACCAUCAGGCCAAAGAUUACAUUGACUCCUUUGUUACGCACUGCACACGGCCUUUCUGCAGCCUCAUUCAAAUUCACGGGCACAACCGAGCACGACAGAGAGACAAACUGGGGCACAUACUGGAGGAGUUCGCCACUCUUCAGGAUGAGGCUGAGAAAGUGGACGCUACUCUACACGGUCUGCUUAUGAAGCUGGAACCGCAACGGCAGCACUUAGCUUGUCUGGGCACCUGGAUCCUUUAUCACAACCUGAGAAUCAUGAUCCAGUACCUGCUCAGUGGCUUUGAGCUGGAGCUCUACAGCAUGCACGAGUAUUAUUAUGUCUACUGGUAUCUGUCCGAGUUCCUGUAUGCAUGGCUGAUGUCCACAUUGAGUCGAGCAGACAGCUCUCAGAUGGCAGAGGAGAGAAUCCUGGAGGAGCAGCUCAAAGCACGAAGCAACAAAAAGAGCAAGAAAAAGAAGAAAGCUCGUCCUCUGAGUAAAGAGAUCACUAUGAGCCAAGCGUACCAGAACAUGUGUGCUGGCAUGUACAAGACUAUGAUAGCAUUGGAUAUGGACAGAAAGGUGCGUAAGCCUCAGUUUGAGCUGGACAGUGAGCAGGUUCGCUACGAGCAUCGAUUCGCCCCGUUUAACAGUGUCGUCACACCUCCACCAGUGCACUAUAUUCAGUUUAAGGAAAUGUCCGAUCUGAAGAAGUACAAUCCUCCUCCUCGCUCAGCGGAUCUCUAUAUGGCAGCCAGUAAACAUUUCCAGCAGGCCAAACUCAUACUUGAAAACGUCACCAGCCCUGACGCAGAGGUUAAUCGCAUCCUUAAAGUGGCCAAACCCAAUAUUGUUGUAAUGAAACUACUAGCUGGAGGACACAAGAAGGAGACCAAGGCUCUUCCUGAAUUCGACUUCUCUGCACACAAAUACUUCCCCAUAGUCAAGAUAAUUUGAGAUCAACCCUGUUUCCAGUGUUUCAGAACUCCUCUCAUUGAAACAUUAACCCUCAUGAUGGCAUCUGAAUCAAUUAAUAUUCAUAACUGUAAUGGUACAGUUGAACACAGACACAUUCAGUGGUUUGAACAGUUAGCAACAGGAUCAUGUUCUUCUCUUUAAAGAUUUGACAUUAAGGCCACAGACAUUAAAUCGUAAAUGUAUUUUUAUUAAAAGUCUCUUUUUUCUUUUUUUUUUUUU
Messenger RNA from Myxocyprinus asiaticus (Chinese sucker), 2485 nucleotides. Its product is annotated as N-alpha-acetyltransferase 35, NatC auxiliary subunit-like. Lineage: Eukaryota; Metazoa; Chordata; Actinopteri; Cypriniformes; Catostomidae. Gene Ontology annotation, biological process: N-terminal peptidyl-methionine acetylation. The transcript has 23 exons. Bases 71 to 2245 code for a protein of 724 amino acids. The record is from RefSeq and is a predicted model, not a curated record. Gene Ontology annotation, cellular component: NatC complex.